Rhipicephalus sanguineus (brown dog tick) is the source of this 735-nucleotide messenger RNA. RefSeq names its product keratin-associated protein 19-2-like. The transcript is spliced from 4 exons. The coding region runs from base 119 to 613 and encodes 164 amino acids. Lineage: Eukaryota; Metazoa; Arthropoda; Arachnida; Ixodida; Ixodidae. The record is from RefSeq and is a predicted model, not a curated record.
AAAGAGCUUGCUGUCGUCAUCUCAUUGCGAUAAAAGCGAGCAGGAAGCUCCAAACCCGAUAACCUGCCGUCGAACAUCAACCGUUUCCAGAGGACAGCGCCCCGAACACAGCCGCAAAAUGAAAGCUUUCAUCGCUCUUUGCCUUCUUUCAACCGCCGCGCUGACGAGUGCCGCUGCGGUUGCGAGGGGUGGUCGUCUAGGAAGUGACGUGCGUGUAGGAGGCAGAGCACGCGGUCGCCUGUAUGCCGGCGUCGAUAGAGUUGGUCCUCAAGGAUUCCCAGGAUUUACCGCAUCAGUUGGAGGCGAUGUCGGUGCACACGUUGGUGGAACUGCCGGCCUGGGACUAACCAGCCAUGGCUAUGGUUACCCUUCAUGGGGCUAUCCUUAUGGCGGAUACGGCGGUUAUGGCGGCUAUGGUGGAUACGAUACGGGUUUUGGCUCUGUGUACGGCGGCUACCCAGAUUAUGGCUACUACGGUGCAUACACUCAACCUGGUGGCUACUACAACUAUCCCAGUGGCUACGGUAGUAGCUACAGUGGUAGCGCCGGCUUUCCUAACGUUCGUGCUUCAGCCGGUGCAAGAACUUCGGCUUCUGCUUCAGCGUCACAAUAAAGCAUCAUGAAACACUCUAUCGAGAAAUAUGGAAGUUCUCAGAAAUGCGCAGGCCAUGCAAACUAUAACAUAGCUUCAACACCACUUCGUCGAGCUCGAGAGUAAAACAACACUAUUCCGUA